AACCCCUCAAAUCGGAAAAAUAGUGUUUGGGAAUUAUAAUUAUUUAAUUCUCAGGUUUAAGAGUGUUUUUAAGACCCUAUUUUUUCCUAUACAACCAGCAUUCAUCAAAAAAGAAGUUUUUGGUUUUUUUUAAAUCAGUGGCGGAAACGCACCUUAGCUUUCAAAUGACAUCGUUAAAAAAUCGCUAGGGUUUCCUCGAUGAAGUGCUCAGGUGUGUUGACUGAUGAGCACCAAUCACAAACAGACAGGUGCUGAUGGAAAAAGGCAAGUCUUUGCCUGCUUCACAGAAACACACGGGCUGCUGGUGGGCGACAGCGUGGUUUCCUUUUGUCAUGUCGAGCAGUUUGGACUAAAUGCUCUCUCACACGGCUCACCGCUGAACUUGACAUCAGUGGGAAUAUGACAGAAGAAACUUAAUUCAGUGGAAGAUGAAUGUUUAACGAGUGCAUUCUGCCUGUGGUCUCAAUCCCCACCAUUUCCUGUAAAGACCAACAUCCUUGUUUGCUUCAAAAGAGUGCGCUGCUUCUAACAGAGCUGCUGUAAAAUGAAAAAGAAGUAUAUGAAAUUGCUCAUCGUAGCACUAGCUAGCAGCUUCUGUGUUGUCAUCGUCUUUCCCAAGCUAAAGGAUGUGGAACACGGCCAAAAAGACUUGGCCAGGAUCCCUUCGGUUCCAGCUUCCACGCCUAGAAAACUCACAACUGUAGUGAUAAGCACUAUCAAAAAGAAAACUAACAGUGCUCCGCUGAAUGAACUCCCGCCACUAACAAUCUCUCAGACUUUCAGGAAAGACAUUCCCAAAAACGGAGCCUACUGGAACCGGAAGCUCCAUUCUCUCCUACGGCAGUUCGACUCCAUCGACAACCAAACGGACAAAGACCCACGUGACAAGUUUCACUGCCAGCCUGAGAGUUUCGAGUUGCUAAAAACCAACAUUCAGGAUAUUCAGUCGUACCCUCCACUUUAUGGAGACUUCCUCCGAGGCAUGGAGUGUCGAGACCCACCGCUUCUCAUCGAUCAGCCCAAGAAGUGUGCAUCGGAUCAAAUUUUCCUACUUUUUGCGAUCAAAUCCAUUCCGAAGCACUUCGAGAGGCGCCAGGCGGUCCGAGAGACGUGGGGAAGAGAAGGCUUGUACGAAAACGGGCUUCGGGUACGAACUGUCUUUCUGUUGGGCCGAUCGUCUGCGGACGAUCCCAGUCUUGACAAACUGGUUUCAUUUGAAGCUCAGCAGUUUCAAGAUCUCCUCAUCUGGGAUUUUCAGGACUCCUUUUACAACCUGACCCUUAAGGAGCACGUUUUCUUCAAGUGGAUGCUUGAUAACUGUCCUCGCGUGUCUUUCGUUUUUAAGGGUGACGAUGAUGUUUUUGCUAACACUCAAGCGAUACUGAAACAUCUGCAGUCUUUGGAGCCAGAACAAGCCACAGCAUUGUACACCGGGCAGGUGAUUUCUGAUGCCAGCCCUUUACGGGACCCUAAAAUUAAAUACUAUGUUCCUCAGUCGUUCUAUGAAGGUCCUUACCCCCCUUACGCUGGUGGCGGUGGGUUUCUCUUUUCUGGAAGCCUUCUUCCGUCUCUUUACCAUGUUUCCUUUUACAUACCCUUUUUCCCAAUUGAUGAUGUCUACAAUGGGAUGUGCUUCAAGGCAAUUGGAAUCACUGCAAUGAAACAUGACGGUUUCAAGACCUUUGAUAUUCGGGAACAAGACCGAGAGAACCCAUGUGUGCACAAAGACCUGCUCCUGGUGCACCAGCGUAACCCUCAGCAGACCAUGAGACUAUGGAGAAAUAUGCACAGUGCAAUGCUGACCUGCUGAUGUUUGUAAAUUUAAGUGCCACUGAGUUCAGCUGUAGUGCUUCAUAAAACCAGUGUCAGAAAAGAAAAACCUGGGUACAUUUUGUAUUGGAGGCAACGUGGCACAAUGCUGUGCAUUAAAGGUACCUCUUAAGAGGCUCUGAAAGAAGACUGUUUUCUUUACUUGACAUAUUAAACUUGAAAGAAAAGUGGUGUCCAAUCUUCCCUGUGCUUAGUUGCACAAUACAUAAUAUAUAGUGAAUGUUUCUGUGCAACUGAGUGCAGAAAGCGUUUGAAUCAAACUCAUACUGGUUAUUCACGUUAAAAAUGUAUAACCCUCUUUUUGUUGGAUUUCAUGUGGCCCCCGAUUUUACUAAAUGACAGUGAACAGCACAAAUCUCAUGGAAUCUGAUCUUUUUGCUUCUGUUUUGGGCCACUUUCAUAUUCGCACUACGUCUGUGUGUCCUAAUCUGGAAUUUAGACCUUGUUGAUUUAAGGUGUCGUUCACUUGUGGCGUCUUUUGCGUUAUUUCGCAUUUAGCUGUGCGAUUUAAAUGCCCCAAGUGCGCUGUGGGUCAUGUGACAAGAAUCAACCAAUCAGCUUCACCCUUUUCUGUAACGACGUAAGUUUAGCCCAAAUAAAGCAGUAGUUGGUCAAAGGUGGGAAGCAGUAUUGCUUUAAAACUGUUUUUGUGAAAUGCAUUUAGCCAUUUUUUUUUCCGACUUGUUGUGACUACUGUUGUUCUGUGACCAUUUGUAUAUACGAAAGCCUUGUCUAGUGAUAAAUGAAAAAAAAUGUAAUAUGAGAUUAAUUUUUAUUUUUAUAUAUAUAUAUACUUUUUUUUUUUUUUUUUUUUUUUUUUUUUUCCCAAAACCUCCUGAGACCCACAGCUUUGCACAUUUUGCAUGUCUCCUAGUUUACACUCCUGUUUCAGGUCGUCAGCUCAUUAGGAAAGAGCUCCAUAAACUCAAAUGAAUGUGUCAGAUAAUGGAGACAUGCAAAAUGUGCAGAGAAGUGUUUACCUGCGUGAAUUAUAUUGAACUACACAAAUGGAAAAACGAUGUUAAGUUCUUUCGCGAGUGUUAUAACUGAAACGAGACGCAACACAGUGCAGUUUUUAUUUCCAGAUAUGGAGGAAGCGGGCACUGACAAAGGAAUGAGGAAGCUGUGUGAACCAGUCAUUAGUGUGACAUGAAUGGACAUGUACCGCUUUACGGUCCGCAUUCUUCAACACUUAUGAGAAUAGAUGUAUAGAAUGAAUAAAAAAAGAAUAGGUAAAAUA
Molecule: messenger RNA, 3070 nt
Organism: Puntigrus tetrazona (Sumatra barb)
Lineage: Eukaryota; Metazoa; Chordata; Actinopteri; Cypriniformes; Cyprinidae
Gene: b3gnt2l
Product: UDP-GlcNAc:betaGal beta-1,3-N-acetylglucosaminyltransferase 2, like
Exons: 2
Coding region: 545-1810 (421 amino acids)
Cellular component (GO): membrane
Molecular function (GO): protein N-acetylglucosaminyltransferase activity
Source: RefSeq, a predicted model, not a curated record